GACAGAGUGAGCGUGCAAACACGACAUAGACAAAGCGAACCACGUUAGAGAAAAAGCCAUUGGUCGGUUGGUAAUGUUCUCCAGCUGCAGAGAGACUUACACACACAAACGCCACCCUUUCAAUCUAAGACUCACUGACCCCUCCAUUCUCUCUCUCUCUCUUACUUCUCUUAUCUUCCUAAUCAAAAUCCCAUUUUUUCUUCCAAACUAAUUUCUCUCUGCAUAUUUUCCUAAGAACAAUCUGUAUCUCUAUCACUCUCCUUCAUCCACAUGAGGAAGCUCUGUCCCAAUUUAGAUCGCGAAGAUGGUCUCGAAACCGUUCUCGAAGUCCCAAUCCCGGAAGAAAUGUUUGCUUCUGCUAACAAGAACACCACUCUAUCAUGGCAGAACAUGAAGUCCUGGGUGAGAUCUUCCAACUCGGAGCGAUCACAGGCUUCCAUGACUGCCCUUUUCGGCAGCCGGAACGCAGAGAUCCAGCUCUUGCUCGGAGUCGUCGGAGCUCCAUUGAUUCCUCUUCCCAUUUCAUGCGAUCACCAACCCAUUAACCGAAGCAUCAAAGAUCAUCCCAUUGAGAGUUCAAUGGCGAAAUACAUCGUAAAGCAAUAUGUAGCGGCGGUAGGGGGAGAGAAGGCGUUGAAUUCGAUAGAGAGUAUGUAUGCGAUGGGGAAGGUGAAAAUGGCGGCGUCGGAGUUUUGCUCGGGAGAAGGAAAUAUGAACGGGAAGGCGAUGAAGGUGAAGAGCUUGAGAUCGCAUGGUGGAGGGGAGAUGGGUGGUUUCGUGCUUUGGAAGAAGAGACCGGAGCUCUGGUGUUUGGAGCUGGUGGUUUCCGGCUGCAAGAUCAGCGCGGGGAGUGAUGGAAAAGUGGCUUGGAGGCAGACACCUUGGCACCAUUCUCACGCGUCUCGGGGCCCACCUCGUCCUCUCAGGCGUUUCUUACAGGGUCUUGAUCCAAUGUCAACUGCGAAUUUGUUUGCUAAUUCCGUUUGCAUGGGUGAGAAGACGAUCAAAGACGAAGACUGUUUCAUACUGAAACUCGAAGCUGAGCCAUCCGCACUCAGAGCAAGAAGCAGUAGCAAUGUAGAGAUAAUAAGGCACACAGUUUGGGGAUAUUUCAGCCAAAGAACAGGUCUCUUAGUACAGCUAGAAGACUCCCACUUACUGAGAAUAAAAACUUCAGGGAAUGAUAGCAUUUUCUGGGAGACAACAAUGGAGUCGCUGAUACAAGACUAUCGAACCAUCGACGGUGUCAACAUAGCGCAUGGCGGACGGACUAGUGUCUCGUUGUUUAGGUUUGGAGAGAACUCAGAAGGCCAUUCAAGAACUCGAAUGGAAGAGGUUUGGGCAAUUGAGGAAGUGGACUUUAACAUAAAGGGGUUGACCAUGGAUUGCUUUUUGCCGCCUGCGGACCUACAGAAAGAUCAGGAAGAAGGAUGUGCGAUUGUGAGUUGUACUAUUAGUAGCGCAGCAAAGUUACCAUUCAAGAUUCGAUCAGCUUCUUCUAGGAUUAGUGCUUCCAGUGUAGCUGCUAUUGAUCUUGAUGACCCCCACAGCAUGUCUAGUGGGAGUGAUGAUGAAGAGCUGUAAAUCUUUUUCUCUUUUUGGAUCUUGAUUUUGGAUUUUUAAUUUGUACAUAGCUAGUUACCAUUAUAUGAUAUAUGAUAUUAUAUGCUUUGUUUAAUUAGUUAAUAUACAUAUUUGUUAACAGAA
Molecule: messenger RNA, 1707 nt
Organism: Ziziphus jujuba (common jujube)
Lineage: Eukaryota; Viridiplantae; Streptophyta; Magnoliopsida; Rosales; Rhamnaceae
Exons: 3
Coding region: 271-1584 (437 amino acids)
Source: RefSeq, a predicted model, not a curated record